GGAAGGGAGAGGUCUGCUGGGUGAGGGUCUGCUUGGCUGAAGGGAGGGGGCCCCUGGAGCUGCUGCAGCGGCCAUCGCGGGGAGGCGGGCGGGGGUAAGGCGCUGCUGCUGCCGCUGCUGCUACUGCUACUGCCGCUGCCGCUGCCGCCACGCCACCGCCGCCGCCUCUCUCCGGGUGACACAGGCAGACGCCGGGAGUGACAGUGGCGAGGAGCUCAUUCUGACUUGUGGAAUCUGCAGUGUUCUGUGAUCCAGUUACUACUACACGGGGCUCCCAAGCCGCUGGCUGUGCGAUCUGCUCUGACAUUGGGGAAAGUUCGGCUUGCUGUGGACCUCUGGGCCUGAAUCUUGAAUCCUGCAAGGAGUAAAAUUAAUGAGCCUGGCAAUUCCAACCAUUUCCCCAGCAUAAAUUGACAUCACUGUCAGAGAGAAAGUGGAGAUUUUUUGGAAAGCUGAACCUCUGCUAUCAGGAUGGGGAAACAGAACAGCAAACUACGCCCAGAGGUGAUGCAGGAUUUGCUGGAAAGCACAGACUUUACUGAACAUGAGAUCCAGGAAUGGUAUAAAGGCUUCUUGAGAGACUGCCCAAGUGGUCAUUUAUCUAUGGAGGAGUUUAAGAAAAUAUAUGGGAACUUCUUUCCUUACGGGGACGCUUCCAAAUUUGCUGAGCAUGUCUUCCGCACCUUUGAUGCAAAUGGGGAUGGAACAAUAGACUUUAGAGAAUUCAUUAUUGCCCUGAGUGUAACAUCGAGAGGGAAACUGGAGCAGAAGCUGAAAUGGGCCUUUAGCAUGUAUGACCUGGAUGGGAACGGGUACAUCAGCAAGGCCGAAAUGCUGGAGAUUGUUCAGGCAAUCUAUAAGAUGGUUUCUUCAGUAAUGAAAAUGCCUGAAGAUGAAUCAACACCAGAGAAAAGGACAGAGAAGAUCUUUCGCCAGAUGGAUACUAACCGAGAUGGCAAACUCUCUCUGGAAGAAUUCAUUCGAGGAGCUAAGAGUGACCCCUCCAUAGUGCGCCUCCUGCAAUGUGACCCCAGCAGCGCCGGCCAGUUCUGAACCCCAUCCCCAUUGUCUGGAUGAAUUCUAUAGAGCUGCUUUUUCUUCUUUUUUUUUUCUUUUCUAUUUUUUUUGCCAAACAUUGGUGGUGAUGUUGCCUCUGUAUGGCCAGAUAUUCCUUCUUCUGUGACACCUUUUAGCUUCUUUUGUGGAUGUGUUCAUGGGAAUGCCAAGUGCUCUCAUCUGCUUGUCAAGAGCAUGGACAAUACUGUUCUACACAGAUUUUGUGGUGUUCGUUGUUUUAAGGUUUGUUUUUUUUUAAUUAUUGUUGUUGUUGUUAUUUUGGUUUAACAUGUCUGUUCUUAAAACUAAGAAUCAUGGAUGCCAGAGUUCAAAAAGUAUGUAACCUUGAAGCAUCAUGCUUGAGGGGCUCUAAAAGAUUUAAAAAAUAUUUUGAAAAAAAAAAAGCUCAAAAAAGAGAUUUAAGAAAAAGAAAAAAAACUACUUCCCCUGUUUCUAUUGCUGAAUACACCUAAGUGUUCCAAGUACAGAUGCAAUUGGGAACUGUUUCCCAAUAACAAUUAUACCUUGGCCCUAGGGCGCAGCCACCAAACAGGCUUGAACAAUCAACCCAUGAAAGCUCACUUCCAGUGUGGGCUGUAGUGUCUAAGCUGUGAACAUUACCAAGGGUGAAUAAGCAGAAGGUAGGGGCAAGAUGACUCAGCUGGUUUUUCAAACAGGUUUACACUAGUCAACGUAACAUAAAUUUACUGAGGAAAUAAACAAAAAUCUCCCAUAAUCUAUCUUCCAAAACCAGGCCUAUAUCUAGUCGCUCUUUGUGUUAAUAGACAAGAAUGUUGUAAAUAAAUAUAUAGUGGUGGAGAAUGAAGACAAAAACAGUGUUCUGGAAUGCUGAAGGAAAAUGCAUGUGUAAUGAGACCUUGGGAAAGGGUGGUAGUGUUCUUAUAGACUUACUACAAAAGACUGUUUUUGUUUUUGUUCUGGUAGCUUAUUGUGAGGUAAGCCAGCUCUAAUGGAUGUCUGACAUGUUGUGUUUUAAAGUCAUAUCUUCUGUCUGCACAGAUGCGCCAGUCAAUAGGUGUAUUUUAUGUAUUUAAAAAAUGAAAAAAAAAUCUAUCAAAAGGGCCCAGUUCUUCAUUUUAUGUUUCCAGGUAAAGGAUGUUUGGGAAAGGGAAGGAGUUCAGACUUACCAGGGAUGGGAAUUUUAGGCUAUUACCAGGACCAUAAUCAAUGGGAGUAGAAACCUUGUGCUUCAAAAAGGAGAAAAUGAUAGGUGCACAUACCAUUGGGCCUAAACCCAAAUCUGUGACACUUUUGAGUUGUGUGUCUUCCCAAGUCAGGGUCCCCAGAUGUCCUUGAAAUAUAAUCUCCAGUAUUGUUGGCUAGGGAAAUCAAUCAUCCUAUUCUUUUGGUAAGGAGUCUGGAAGCACUGCCAAGGUUGGCAAAGGGACCCAAGGAUGGAUAUGAUGAAUGAGACAUGAAUGUGGCAGCAUUUGCCAUUACCAGAAUACAAUCAGAGGGCUGAUUUUGGUUCAGGGUCUGUGCUGAGGUGCAAUCAGGUUCCCCACCUUUUUCAUGCAAAUUACUGAUUACUUUAGAUUUCAAAAAAAGUUAGAGUCCAAUACCAAGGUGCUAAAUGUCAAUGAACAGCAGGGGAGAGCAUCAUUCUUCACACUGAAGGGUGUGUCCAUAGCUAGAGCUCGUGGGGGAUAGAGAUCAAGCAUGGCCCACCAAAGAGAGAUAGAUAACACCUCAGGUUGGUUCUCCAUCACAGGUCACCACGGAGGGCAAGCAGAGACAUUGCAUUUAUAAACAUUAAAAAAAAACAUGACUAGAAAAAAAGGGGGGGAGGGGGUAGUUAGGUAGCACAGUGGAUAGAUACUGGCCCUGGAUUCAGGAGGACCUGAGUUCAAAUCUGGCCUCAGACACUUGACACUUACCAGCUGUGUGACCCUGGGCAGGUCACUUAACCCUCAUUGCCCCACAAAACAAAAUAAAACAAAACAAACAAACAAACAAACAAACAAAAAAAACAUGACUAGGCAGCACAGUGAGCUCAUAGAAACAUGCCCUCCAUACUGUAUUAUUAGCAAUGUGGGAGAUGGAGUUUCUUGCUGGGGGGAAGAUAGAAAGAAGACAAGACAGGAGGGGAGUAAAAUGUUGUUGUUGCUCGUCCUUCAUUUUCUUUUUCUUUCUUUCUUUUUUUUUCCCUUCAUUUUCAAAGAGGACCAAUGACUAGAAAAGUAGGAAGGGGCCAGAUUAGGAAGUGUUUUGAAAUCCAAACAGAAGAUUUUUUUUAUUUCUAUUCUUGUUCAUUUGAUUAUACAGGUGAAAGGAAAUUAGACUCAGUCUCCCUUUCAUCUUCACACCAGCCUGGAGAUUAAGAGCUAAUCUCAGCUGGGAAAUUUUGCAAGGUCCCAACCACUCUCAGCCUCCUUAGAUAGAGGGCUUUGGAUAGCCUUGGGCCUUCCACCCAGAAAUCUCCAGGUUUCCUUAGUGCUUAUAGACUGGUAAGUGUUUGAGCUUUAUCAUUGAAGGGAUUAGCCCUACCUCUUGGAGACCUUCCCUCCCUCCACUCUAUUUUCAUCACUCUGCAGAAGUACUUAUGCAUUGAUGAGUGUCUUUGCCUCUUUUACCUUCUAGUAAUGAAGCAACAAGUGGCUCUUGUAACUCUCCUUUCCAAUCUCUCCCCAGGCUACAGUGUAGCCCUCUGAAUCAGAAGCAGAUCUAGGACUCAUCAUUGAAGGCCGGUAUAGGAUGGAGGACAGCUCCCACUCUGUGGUAGACUCCAGGGCCCUGCCAUCCCACUUGGUACCCCCUUCCUUGCUUCUACCCUCUGCCUAAAUAUAGAGAAGGCAAGGAGAUGAUAUUCCUCCUACACCCAGGGAAAGACCAGCUGAUGAAAAUGACCAACCCUCUAGUAAAUAAAUAGGAUAUAUUACAUAUUUUUGCAGAGAGGCAGCCUUGCAUAGAGUAGAGAGAGCUGGCCUUGGUGUCAGGAGAACCUGUGUUCAAGUCCUGACAUACUAGCUGAGUGCCUCUAGGCAAGCCAUUCAACACUUUAUACUCUGGGCAACCCUCUUUGGAUUCUAAGCUGCAGAGAAGGUGCCAGCCUGCAUUGGGUAAAGGAUGAUUCCUGCCUGAGAGUUCCCUGUACCAGUGAAAUCACUGGUGUAGUCCCCAUGUAUAUUUCUGCUUCUGCAGAGCAUUGUGUUAAAGGGGCUGUUAAAGAAAGAAUUUCUACUUUCUAUGUAGCUUUCAACUCUAGCCACAGUGAUGCCACAGUAAGGGGUGUGAGGACAUUGAGGGAGUAAGGUUGACCCAAGAAUGGCCCUGAAAUACAACAGGCACCCAGUAUGGCUGCCCCCCCCCAUUCAUCUCAUUGCAUACUGACCAGAGACCUUCAGAAAAGGGAUGGGAUUAGUUACAUGCCAUUGGCAAAGUCCAUCACUCAGUUGACAGUGUUGUAACACCUUUUUUUUUGUACAGGGAUGUAGUUAAGAUAAACAAAGCACUUGCUGGGUAAUGAACACCAUCUGCCCUAGAUUCCAGUAUAGAGGAUCCAUGUCAACCUUGCCCUGGUUUCAGAGUUAUAGAACCCAGAACUGAACUUCUCCUGUUGUUUUUUUUUUUUUUGCAGUAUGACAUGAUCAAAUCAGUUUACUAAAGGAGGACUUUAUUGAAAAGGUCUGGGCCAUGCCUCCUUAGCCAUAGAAUCUUACCAAAUUAAAGUCUUUUUUUUUUCUAAUGCAGCCCAAUGCUGGAGGGCAGAGCAUGGUAUUCCCCAGGACAGAAAUAAAUAACUGGACAUAUAGCGAUUCCAUACACUCAACAGAAAGCAUUGAAAUCAUCCUCUCCUUUACAUACCACUGAUUAUUUCUAUUGUUCAUAUAGACUGUCCUUCUCCAUCCCAGAAGCUACCAGUAAGUACUCUGUAUGUAAUUUUAUCCAUUGCAAUGGGAUCCAGUUAGUUAAAGGGACAUCAAUGUACUGAAGCCUAAAAGAUUUUGUACUACUCUUCUGCUAAGUAACAUUACUGUGUCCUGGAAUCUCUGGAAAAGAAGAAUGUCCAAGCCAAAAUAAAGAUGAUGUGUGAUGUUUGAGGGACUGGAAUAAAAUGGCUUACAACUCGAAGGACUCUA
Dromiciops gliroides (monito del monte) is the source of this 5156-nucleotide messenger RNA. RefSeq names its product neurocalcin delta (gene NCALD). Lineage: Eukaryota; Metazoa; Chordata; Mammalia; Microbiotheria; Microbiotheriidae. Gene Ontology annotation, biological process: calcium-mediated signaling. Gene Ontology annotation, cellular component: cytosol. The record is from RefSeq and is a predicted model, not a curated record. The transcript has 7 exons. Gene Ontology annotation, molecular function: tubulin binding; calcium ion binding; actin binding. Bases 472 to 1053 code for a protein of 193 amino acids.